CUACUAUCCACCAAUACUUAACGAUUCCUGUGGAACAAUGCAGAGUGGUCGCAAAACGAGGAAUCGAACUCCCUGUCAGUAUUGUAAGACAUCGAAACGCAAGUGUGACCGCACCGGGUCUCAUUGCUCGCGCUGUAGGAGACUGAACCUUGAAUGUAUCCCAUCAACAACGGCAGAAUGGCGCGUCAACGGCAUCAAUAGUACCAGCCAACAUGCCCCAAGCCCGGACGGCGUCACUCGUACACGGCAGAUGCGGGGGGCUAAUCAUACCCUCAGCGGGUGUUCUGUUGAACUGAGCACAUCUCCUGUUCCUGGGGAAUAUUUGGAAAGUGAAGGAGCGGCCACUUUACAUUCCAGUGAAGCAAUAGAUUGCAAUAUCCUGGGUGCCAUAGCAGACCCGCUGUCAUCGACAAUCUACGGAUCCUGUAUACUUUUUCUACUCCAGGACAAGAUAGCACAUGGCCGCCACCAGAAGAAGCCAUAGGAUACUUUACUCCGAUUGGGGAUACUAACAUAAAUCCUCGUGUCCCAAUCCUGCAAGCUGCCGUCUCGUACCUGUGGAGUAGCUUUGUUGAACGCAUAGCUCCCGGGAUAACUCUUGAUGUUUCGCAGAC
This is a messenger RNA of Aspergillus ruber CBS 135680, 614 nucleotides long. RefSeq names its product Zn(II)2Cys6 transcription factor domain-containing protein. The record is from RefSeq and is a predicted model, not a curated record. Lineage: Eukaryota; Fungi; Ascomycota; Eurotiomycetes; Eurotiales; Aspergillaceae. Gene Ontology annotation, biological process: regulation of DNA-templated transcription. Bases 38 to 484 code for a protein of 148 amino acids. The transcript has 2 exons. Gene Ontology annotation, molecular function: DNA-binding transcription factor activity, RNA polymerase II-specific; zinc ion binding.